This is a messenger RNA of Microtus ochrogaster (prairie vole), 6103 nucleotides long. It is a transcript of the gene Tbxt, whose product is annotated as T-box transcription factor T. Gene Ontology annotation, biological process: positive regulation of DNA-templated transcription; mesoderm formation; cell fate specification. Gene Ontology annotation, molecular function: DNA-binding transcription factor activity, RNA polymerase II-specific; RNA polymerase II cis-regulatory region sequence-specific DNA binding. Gene Ontology annotation, cellular component: nucleus; chromatin. The record is from RefSeq and is a predicted model, not a curated record. Lineage: Eukaryota; Metazoa; Chordata; Mammalia; Rodentia; Cricetidae.
CCUGUUACUGUUUUUGUCUCCAAUGCCCCUUGACAUUCCUAUAAAAAUCUCCCGAAUUAGUGCUCUUCCCUUCCAGGACUUUUGUGGGACUUCAGUUCCUCCUACCAGGACUCUGGAGACCACUAAGGCUCCCCAUGUAAGAAGUUUGGCAGGCACCCUCCCUUUCAGAGUCCCCCUUUGGACUUAGCCCUCUGUUUUCCCCAUUCUCCAUCAGCUCCAAAGCUUCUCACCAUAUCUGCAGCUUUGACCCUCUGACCCCUCUCUCUCUCUUUUUUUUUUUCCGUGACUGUGGAGGCCCCAUCUCAGUUUACCCUUCUCCCGUGGAAACUGGGAACCAGGAAGCGAGGAAGGCUGCCCCGAAUUCAGUGGUAGCCGCCUUUAGAACACUGGCAGGGAUGCAGUUAAAACACCACUUGUGGGUGGGUUUCAGUGCGGUGGCUGCUGUUCCUCCUGGACACGGUGACAUCUUUGGGCACAGGGACGUCUGCAUUCCGUGGUAGUCCCUGAGCUCAGGAGGACUACAGAUGAGGGGAGGCAUCUGCAUGGGGCCAUCUGUGCUAAAAUCCAUUUCUCUCAGAUUUGGCCCAGGUCAAGAGGAAUGAAGGAGAAAUAUGGAAUCUCCCCAAAAGGGCUAAUGAAGAGGGCAGGAGGAUAGCCCAGCACUAAAGAGAAAUACCCCACCGUGGUCACCCAAAAACAGCUGUCAGGCCUGAGUCUAAGUCAGGAGCCACAAACAGCCCCCGAAGGGGCAAAAGGAGCCAUAGAAGACAGUGGAAUAAACAGCAUGUCAGAGACCCGGGACUGCCAGAAACUCAAAGGGACAGCAAAGACAUAAAAUCUGCAUGGGAGGCAGUAAAACCCCAAGAGUGACAUAGAGACAAAUUGACAGCGUGGUGUGGCACAAAUACUUCACACGUCAGCCAUACAUGCAGAAGGACCGAGAUGAAACAGCUCAGGGGAGAGGCAGGAGAAACGGAAAAUAGGCAGGGGCUGUCAUUCCCAGGCAUGGAUGACCUCCGAGGCUUGAUCCUCACCGAGACAAAGCUCUCCUCCUGAUUCACUCCUGAAGAAACCUGGACCCACUGGGCGCGGAGCACUUAGGUAAGGAGGCUGAAGAGACUCAAGCUGUCUGCUCUUUGGCCCUGGAUUCAAAGGUCAGAGAGGUCAGGGAGAAACGUAGGCUGCUUUAUUUGUUUUCAGUGUAUCUACUCCUGGCCCUAAACCCACCAGGACACCGGUGUGGCUCAGGAGGACAGCUAGGAGAGGAGCUGACUGGAAGACAUCUUCCUCAGCUAGCUCUCACCCAGCUCUGCGCUUGCUCAGUGGGGUGACCCGUUUCCCACAGUGACAGUGACCAGUGAGUGACAGGUGAGCCCUGCUGGUCCACUUUGAAAGCCUGUCUUUACUCUUUUCUACAAAACCAGUCAUCGCAAAUAAUCCAAUGUCCUUAAAUGAGACGUUCAAUGUUAAGUAGUCUAAAGAGCUGUGCGGUUUUAAAAGCAACCACCGAAGUCACCGUUUUCUUUCCCCACUUGGUGACAAUUAUUCUCAUUGAAGGGGGUCUCUGUGUACUAACUUAGGAUUCGGGAGUGCUCCCUGUUUGCUUGGUCAGCUUGGGGGAACAAAAAGCUGCUAAGGACUAGCUUGGUACCCUGAAUCUGAGCAACUAAUUGGGCUCAUGUGUCUGUGUUCUGCAGUAUGGAUUUCCAUUAUUCCUAGCCUCCCAAAGACCCCCCCCCCUUUUCUUUCAAUAAAGAAGACCCUGGAGGUGAGGCCAGGACCCAGGAUGUCUCCUCUCUUUAGUCCCAGCUCCCAAGGACAGGGGCUUUGUUGUCUGAGAAGGGAUGCGGUCAAGGGGACCUACCCCUCCGGGAACUGCGUUGGGCAUACAUUUAUGGUUCCUGGGCUUUCCCCUUUGUUUAUUCUUUGUGGGAAGGUUGCGGGUGUAGAGGCCCAGGCACGAAGUUUCUCUGCUUUUUUCUGGGAAGGCUGAGGCUUCCCAAGGACGGGGCCAAACCCAGAGAGAAGUAGAAGAAUUGCAAGUAUGGCGAAGGCCACUCCUCUCCCAGGGAAGCGCAAGUUAUUAACUGGGAAUUCUUUAUAGCUGGCCCGAAGGCAGUUUUCGGCUGUAAACUGGCAUGCACAGCAGCCCUCCUUAAAAAAGGCUAUGGACGAGGUUCUGGGGACAAAGAUCAGAAAUCAACCACAGAAGAGGGUAGGGCAGAAAUAACUAAGCCUUGGAAGAGCUGCUUUUAGCCUGGAGUGUAGAGAUAUCACUGUUCACGGUAGAAAAUGUAAUAUUAUUUAUUUAUCUCCUCUCGUUUGGAGAACGGAUCCAAAGCAAUCUUCCAUGAGCUUCGUGGACGAUGGAGAAAAAUUCAUCUGUGAAGAACCACAUUCCCAGGCCGGAUUCACCUUCACGCCAGAGGUUAGAGACCUGCAGCCUCUUUUGGAUCCACCCUUGUCCUCACAUCCCCUCCGCCUAGACAGACCCUUUAUUCCCAGUGCAGGGACUCAGAGAGUCUCAGGCCUUAGAUCUUUUGCGUCUCUUCCGCAAACUCCUGCAAACCCACCACACAAGCUGGCUGGUGGGCGUUGCGGGUAGGGCUAGGACUGGGUGCCAAUGAGGGCCUUUUGGUGUGUCUGCAGAAGGAACCGUUUCCCUAGGGUCGGGCCAGACUGAAAUUUCUUUACAUCCUGGACUACAAAAGAGCAAUAAGCAUGAUAGCUAGCGAAUCCCAGUGCCCAGUAGUCAGUUGGAAAAGGGAAAGUAGCCCAGGACGAGUUCCCAUCCCACUCCGGGAGUGCUUUCCCGCGAUUGGCUCCCAGAAAACCCUCUCUCGCAGAAGCAAGAGGCAGGCAGAAUCCGAAGACCGGGUCUGCCUUACCCAGCAACCCCGACCCCAAAGACUUCCCAGGGAGACUAGGAGAGGCACAGGAUUUUCAAAAGUGGGUGCCCCACCUGAUGCAGGGGCCUUUUCCAAGGAGCUUCUAGGGUCGGGUGCGCGUGUGGAAGACGUGGAAAGGGAGGCUAGAACCCAGACCCUCGUUUUAAAGAACUGGGAGCGAUCUCUGGCUUCCUUCCCGCUUCCUGGGCUCCCAUUUUAGAGGAAUGUUAUUGUUUAAAGAGACCCCAUUGAACUAUUUCCUGCUCUUUGUCACCUUCCUCUCGCUCUCCGGCAGAGGUUCUCACCGAGAGGUAAUAAACCAACUGCUGCCCACACCGCUUGGCGCGGAGGCGGAUAGGGAAACGCGCCCAGCGUGCGUUCCAAUAAUCCCCGGGGCAAAGAGGCCGGGGACUCCCGGGGCCACAUUCGGUGCAGGCGCAGCCACCAUCACCAAAGCCCAACUUUUAUGUGGGGUGCGAGGACACCUACUAGGGUCGCUAUCUGGACAGAUCCGCACUGGCCUUCCCUCUCCACGCAGGUGAAGGUCGUGGGGAACCCGGAUGGCCGAGGUGGGAGUUAGUGGCAGUCCACGGGGCGAGGGGAUGUGUCCCGAAGCUGCUGCACCUCUGGGGGGCUGAGGCUUCUGAGUGGUCAGGGAGACGCAGAUCCGCCGUAGUCCCUCGCAGGUGCGCGCAGCGUGGACACUCUUAAGUGCCACUGCCGCAGGUGCUAGGGUGCGCUUGCAAGCGCGAUGUGAUCGAGUGUGGGAGUGGAGAGUUUAGCAGUUGUUCUGGGAGCAGGGGCCUGGGUGGCUUCAGCAUUGCUCCUUGCCCUCCCCCAGGGUCCGCCCCGCCGCUUUGAUGGAGGUGCAAACAUUUGGGGGAGGGCGGGGGUGUCGGGACUGAGCCCGACGCUUUUCUUACAGGAAGCGAGCGCUGAACCCAUUGUUGGCCCCCGGCCUCCGGGCCCGCCCGGCCGGUCUGAUAUGGCCGCACACCGCCAAUGGGCAGUGGCUCGGUACUUCAAAGGGUGUCCCGCCCAAUCCGCCGCGCCCCCUGCGAGGCCACUUGGGCUGUAUUUAUGGGGAGGGAACCCAUUUUCUCUUCCCCAGAGACUUACUCUUGUCGCGCCUUGCGGGAGUUCAAGUGGAACCACGGCUCCCCAGCCCCUCUCCCCUCUCCCCGCCCCCUUUCCCCCACAUCCCGGUCCUGGCCCUCCUUUGGCGAAUGUGCUGGGACCCAGGUGUGGUCUUUGGGUUCCGCAAGUGAUCCUUUUUCUUGGAAAAGGGGAGUGAGAGAAGUGAAGGUGGCUCUUGGGUAGGCAGUCAAGACUCGGGGCGGUGGAGAGGGCGGCAGGAGGAUGAGCUCUCCAGGCACAGAGAGCGCAGGGAAAAGCCUGCAGUACCGAGUGGAUCACCUGCUCAGCGCCGUGGAGAGCGAGCUGCAGGCGGGCAGCGAGAAGGGCGACCCCACGGAGCGCGAGCUGCGAGUGGGCUUGGAGGAGAGCGAACUGUGGCUGCGCUUCAAGGAGCUAACUAACGAGAUGAUUGUGACCAAGAACGGCAGGAGGAUGUUCCCGGUGCUGAAGGUGAACGUUUCGGGUUUGGACCCCAAUGCCAUGUACUCCUUCUUGCUGGACUUCGUCGCCGCUGACAAUCACCGCUGGAAGUAUGUGAAUGGGGAGUGGGUACCUGGGGGCAAGCCGGAGCCUCAGGCGCCCAGCUGCGUCUACAUCCAUCCAGAUUCGCCCAACUUCGGGGCCCACUGGAUGAAGGCUCCGGUGUCUUUCAGCAAAGUCAAACUCACCAACAAACUCAACGGAGGAGGCCAGAUCAUGUUGAAUUCCUUACACAAGUAUGAGCCUCGCAUUCACAUUGUGAGAGUGGGGGGCCCACAACGCAUGAUCACCAGCCACUGCUUUCCCGAGACCCAGUUCAUAGCUGUGACCGCCUAUCAGAACGAGGAGAUCACUGCCCUGAAAAUUAAAUACAAUCCGUUUGCGAAGGCCUUCCUUGAUGCCAAAGAAAGAAACGACCACAAAGACAUGCUGGAGGAGCCCGGGGACGGCCAGCAGCCGGGGUAUCCCCAAUCAGGGGGGUGGCUUGUUCCUGGCACCAGCACCCUCUGUCCACCUGCCAGCUCCCACCCUCAGUUUGGAGGCUCGCUCCCUCUCCCCUCCACACAUGGCUGCGAGAGGUACCCGGCUCUGAGGAACCACCGCUCAUCCCCUUACCCCAGCCCGUACGCUCAUCGGAACAACUCUCCCACCUAUGCCGACAAUUCGUCUGCGUGUUUGUCCAUGCUGCAAUCCCACGACAACUGGUCUAGCCUAGGAGUGCCUGGCCACACCAGCAUGCUACCCAUGAGUCACAGCACCAGCCCGCCUACUGGCUCUAGCCAAUACCCCAGCCUAUGGUCUGUGAGCAAUGGCACCAUCACUCCAGGCUCCCAGACAGCUGGGGUAUCCAACGGGCUAGGAGCCCAGCUCUUUCGGGGCUCCCCUGCACAUUACGCACCUCUGACGCACACGGUCUCGGCGGCCACGUCCUCUGGCUCCCCUAUGUAUGAAGGGGCGGCUACUGUCACGGACAUUUCUGACAGCCAAUACGACACAGCCCAGAGCCUCCUCAUAGCCUCGUGGACACCCGUGUCACCUCCAUCCAUGUGACCUGAACUCUUCCCAGCUGUGCGCUAAGACUGGUAACGGCCAGUGUCGACUGGAUCCUCUCCUAGGCACCACAAGACAGGCUCUUGGGACAAGGGAAAGAAAUAAAAGCUUGCUAAUAACUCCAUUGUCAAGUAAGAGGAUGUUUAUCAUGUUCCACGACCCUCUUGCUUGACGCCAGUGGUAGUGAUGUGUGUCCUACAUGUGAAGCCAGGUACAGAGGCGAGGCUGGGGUCCUGUCAAAUCCUUUGUCUCUGCUACAACAUGUAGGUGACUUUGGAAGGCUGGGCUUUGCCCACCCUGUCCUACUGUAGUGAGACACAAGGCACACCUCUAAUGCCUGUCCUCAUUGCUUUAGAGUAGUUAGCUUUGAGGACAGAGAAACCAUAGUCAGCAGACUGUAGCUAAAAUGGAAACUCCUCCGCCCUCUAGAAGAUUCUACAUUAAGCACAUGUAGCUUCUUGUGUUGUGAAGUCAACUGCGCGAUACUUUUCUGUUGACGAACUAGCCAAAGACAAUCCGCAGAAAGUUUAUUUCUUUUCUGCACAAUA